Aaosphaeria arxii CBS 175.79 is the source of this 1541-nucleotide messenger RNA. RefSeq lists its product as uncharacterized. The record is from RefSeq and is a predicted model, not a curated record. Bases 283 to 1251 code for a protein of 322 amino acids. NCBI's taxonomy places the organism in Eukaryota, Fungi, Ascomycota, Dothideomycetes, Pleosporales. The transcript is spliced from 2 exons.
GACAAACGCAACGCCUUAUCCGUUGUUGAGACGUUUUUCGGCCGGUUCGAGGGAAAGGGCCCUGUGGCAGGGCCGGAUGAGCCACUGGCUUGGUCACUGAAGUUGGGGUAACGUUUGUGACUAUAUUAUUGCAAUAUUCCCACUGCCAGCUUACCCCAUUCUUGCUUCCUAAUUCUUCAUUCCAUAGCCUUUUAUUCUUCUAUAAUCUCUUCAAGUCACACCUGUUAUUCCUACUGAAACCAAAGGCAAGCUACCGGAACUCCUAUACAUCCACUUUCAGCCAUGUCAACACAAGCGCAACCACCACACGAACCGCCACCAAGCUAUGAAGCAGCUACAGAUCCCUCUCCGGGGAUCCAACGAGUAUCCACCGACGGACCAGCAGCUCUAACCGCAAGAAAUGGCAUUCCCCCCGAGCAUCGACGGUCUAUGGAGGAUGAGAACCGGCCACUGCCUCCAGGAUGGAUCCGACAGUUCGACGCCCAGGAGCAACACCAGUUCUUCGUCGACACACGCUCGGAACCACCACGCUCAAUAUGGGUUCACCCCUACGACGAUCCAGAAUACCUCUCAACACUCUCACCAGAAGAGCGCAAGCGACACAGCCGACUACACCGAAGCAUGACGCUCGACGACCUCGCCGCCGAAGACACCGACCCAGAAGACGACGACGACAUCCACAAACCCACCACCACCCACCCCCUCGACGUCCGCAAACACGUCUCCCACCCCGCCGCCGCAGCAGGCCCCUCCUCCCUCGCACCCGCCGAACUCCCCGCCCGCCCCUCCUCCUCCUCCUCCGACGUCAAAGGCCUCCACAAAUUCGGCCGCAAGAUGAAAGACCGCCUCACCUCCACCACGCACGCGGAGCGCGAAACCACGCGCGCGCGCCGCGCCGAGGAAGAGCGUCAAGCCUACCAAAUGCACCUUCGCACCCGGCAAGCCAUGGCCCGCGCCGUCGAGACGGGGCAGCCGCAGUUCCUGGGCAAGGACGACCAGGGCAAGGACGUGUACAUCGAGCCGCCGAUGGGGUAUCGCGAUGGGUACGGGGGGUAUUAUGGUGGUGGUGGGAGAGGCGCGUACGGGUAUAAUCCGUACAAUCAGGGGCCGUAUACGGAUCCGAAUGCCAGGUUCGUGAGGCCGGUUGGGGCGUAUGAUAGACAGUAUGGCUAUGGGUAUGGCGGCGGGAUUGGCCUGCCUGUCGCAGCGGGCUUCUUGGGCGGCGCGGUGCUUGGUGGGUUGUUGUUUUAAGUUAUGGGGCUUUGCUUUUAAGUUGGACUUCACUAAUGUUUUUCUUCCUUUGGGUUUCUUUCCCUUUCUUUUGUUUGUCUGGAGUCGGCUGGUUAUACCAUGCUUUCCUUUUGGUGUCCUGUCCUUGUUUGCGUACAUUUCCCCUUCUCAUUCUAUUCGAACGUGCGGUACGGUUCAAGGGGUUAAAGGAGUUUGGGAUGUUGUAAUACCACCACCACUAGACUGCACGAGAAGCCACGACUACCGGAUUAUAUGAGAUAUGAAAUUUACGACCGACUCACUCGAGAAUG